AUGCUAACACCUUGGGCCAUCGAAAAACUACAACACUUGGCACUCGACUACGUUAAGAUUAAUUGUCCGAAUGGAGAGUGCUACGGCUGGCUUGCUGUACACAGAAUCAAUUUUGCUCUCGGACUCUUUCACCUUGUCCUCGCCGGCAUGCUUUUUGGAGUAACAUCUUCUAAACACCCUCGCGCAGCCAUUCAGAAUGGUUAUUGGGGACCCAAGGUCAUCGUGUGGCUGGCUCUCGUUGUCGUUGCCUUCCUUAUACCGAAUGACUUCUUUAUAUUCUGGGGAAACUAUAUUUCUCUGGUUUGCGCCAUGUUAUUUUUGAUCCUUGGUCUAGUUCUCCUUGUUGACUUAGCACACACCUGGGCCGAGUACUGUUUGGGACAGAUCGAAGAUACCGAUUCCAGAUUUUGGAGAUUUGUGCUUAUUGGGUCCACCCUUGGUAUGUAUCUUGGGUCCGUCGCGAUGACGGUGGUUCAGUACAUUUUCUUUGCUCAGGGGGACUGCCAUAUGAACCAAGCCGUCAUCACAAUAAACCUACUCUUCUGGUUGGCUGUCUCUUUCAUUUCCAUCAAGUCAAAGGUGCAGGAGUUCAACCCGAAAGCUGGCCUGGCACAGGCUGCUAUGGUUUCAGUGUACUGCACCUACCUGACGAUGUCUGCCGUAUCAAUGGAACCUGACGACAAGCACUGCAACCCACUUAUCCGAGCACAGGGUACCAGGACAACUUCUGUCGUGAUCGGCGCCAUCGUGACAAUGCUGACAGUGGCCUACACAACGACUCGUGCAGCUACGCAGAGUUUGGGUCUCGGGGGCAAUGUGGGCGGAAUACAUUUGCCUGAGGAUGAUGAACACGGCCUGGUCACCCAGCAACCAAGUGCCCGACGAGAGAUGAGGGCUGAGGCGCUGCGCCGGGCUGUUGAAGAAGGCAGUUUGCCGGCAAACGCCCUCCUAUCAGAUGAUGAAGGUGACUCUGAGGAGAGCACACCGCAUGACGACGAGCGUUCUCGAACCCAGUACAGUUACACUGUCUUCCAUAUCAUUUUCUUCCUUGCUACGGCCUGGGUCGCAACGUUGUUAACGAUGCAGUACGAGGAGAGCACUAGGGAUCGCGACUUCGCCACUGUGGGCCGUACGUAUGCAGCGAGCUGGAUCAAGAUAGUUAGCGCCUGGGUGUGUUAUGGGUUGUACAUCUGGAGCUUGGUCGCGCCAAUCAUCCUUCCUGAUCGAUUCGAAUUCUCCUAA
Messenger RNA from Metarhizium brunneum ARSEF 3297, 1242 nucleotides. RefSeq names its product Membrane protein TMS1 (gene TMS1). NCBI's taxonomy places the organism in Eukaryota, Fungi, Ascomycota, Sordariomycetes, Hypocreales, Clavicipitaceae. The record is from RefSeq and is a predicted model, not a curated record. Gene Ontology annotation, cellular component: membrane.